Messenger RNA from Engraulis encrasicolus (European anchovy), 2135 nucleotides. RefSeq names its product integral membrane protein 2Cb (gene itm2cb). The record is from RefSeq and is a predicted model, not a curated record. Gene Ontology annotation, molecular function: amyloid-beta binding. Gene Ontology annotation, biological process: negative regulation of amyloid precursor protein biosynthetic process. The transcript has 6 exons. The coding region runs from base 99 to 875 and encodes 258 amino acids. NCBI's taxonomy places the organism in Eukaryota, Metazoa, Chordata, Actinopteri, Clupeiformes, Engraulidae. Gene Ontology annotation, cellular component: plasma membrane; Golgi apparatus; extracellular exosome.
UCACUCGCUAGCUUCAGCUUUCAGUUUCAGCUGCUGGUGGAGGAGCCCACCUCUGCAACGCAUUUGAGCUCGGUCAAACUCAAGAACCAGAAGAAAUCAUGGUGAAGAUAGCUUUUCAACCGGUAUCGGCACAGAAGCCAGAAAAGAAUUACGAUGCCGAUAAGGAAGAGAUUAAUGUGCCUUAUCCACAUGAAGAGUUGGUGCUUCCACUUCAGUCCAAGAAGUCCCCAAUAAAUGGCCUAUGCUGUCUAACAUUUGGUCUUGUGAUUGUCAUGUCCGGUCUGGUUCUGGCUUCCAUCUGUGUUUACCGCUACUACUUCAUUCCACAGAUUCCUGAGGAUGUGCUCUUCAACUGCCACAUGCUGUAUGAUGAUGUCGGUGUGCAUGCACCGCUGCGUGGCCGUCAGGAGCUGGAAGAGAAUGUUGGCAUUUAUCUGCAAGACAACUAUGAGCAAAUCAGUGUCCCCAUUCCCGAGUUUGGUGGCAGUGACCCUGCUGAUAUUAUUCACGACUUUCAACAGGGCCUGACUACUUAUUAUGACAUUGCCUUGGACAAGUGCUACGUCAUAGAGCUAAAUCCCGCUAUUGUCAUGCAACCAAGAAGUCUGUGGGAGCUACUUGUUAAUGUCAAGAAGGGCACAUACCUGCCUCAGACCUACAUUGUCCGAGAAGAGAUGAUGGUGACGGGCCGCAUCCGCAACCUGCGCCAGCUAGGACCUUUUAUCCACCGACUGUGCUAUGGCAAAGAGACCUACAAAUUGAAGAGGCGCAGUGCACGUAGGCGCAUUGACCGACGCGAGACCAGAAACUGCCACAGUAUUCGUCAUUUUGCCAACACAUUUGCAGUAGAGACGGUCAUCUGUGGCCCGGUAUAAACAUGCUCCACAUCACCCUCAAUCCCCCACCCAGUGAAGUCCCAAACAGUACACUGGAUCUCCCAUACAUUCAGCUUUAUUGCACUUUAAAACAGCAUGGUAAACUAAAUGUUGUGUUUGUGUUGUUUUUGUAUUUGUUUGUUUUUGUUUGACCCAAUCCUGAGUUACAAUGUAAUUUUGGGUUGUGUGUCUUUGUUUUUAUAAUAUACCACACCUUUUCUUUUUUGUAAAGAUAACUGUUGACCAUGUUGAAGUCGUUCCACUGACUUAAAUAUGUUCAUCCAAGUUUUAUAUUCCUUAACAUUUAGGGAAGAUUGUCAGAAUUUUAUACAUGUAUGUUCUUGUGUCUUUCUUUUUUCUCUCUCUUUUUUUUGGUCUUACCCCUUUGAGUAAUAUGUGCGAUGUCUACGGUAUUGGGAUGCUUGGUAUGAAAAUGCCGCAUGUACUAUGCACUGACCUUUAUUCUACUUUUUUUGGUCAUGUUGUUUUAUGUAUAUCUGUUCCUCCAGGGUUUUAAUUCCUUGGAGGUAUAUGUAAACUUGUGUUUGUUAGGAAAUCCAAAAUAUGAAGAUCUUGUCAUGAAGCCACAACAUACCUCAUAUUUUAGAAUCUACUUUUUGGUUAUGAUUUUAGUUGGCUAUACUUUUGCAGUCUAUCGAAGCAAUACAUUUAAAUUUUCAUAUCUUAAAUUACAUUUAUCAGGAUCAAUGUUGCAUAAUGGUAGCUUGUUCUGUAAUAUUUUCUCCCAGACUUGUGAUGAAUGUGCUAAUCCGCUUUCCAAAUGUAACAUAGUACCAAGAUUCUCAUCAAGCAUCUCUUCCGCUUUGUCAGUAAAUGGUUUCACGUACUGUAGACUGUUUACAGUACCGUAUAUGAUGACAUGUUUGUACAGUUUGUUUUGUGCGGUCUCAUCAGACUUCUAAAUGCUGUAAAGGGGAACCCCUAUGCAGGCUGUGGUAGCUUUUCUUAUGUCAAGUACAUGUAACCUGUGAUUUGACCAAUAGUUUACAUUUUCAAUAGUGGAUAAGGCUAUCAUGUAGUUGGCAUACUCAUCUCCCCAACCCUGGUAUCUUUUUUUUUUGGAUGUGCAUGGUAGAGGUGUCUGGAAAAAAAACCUUUUUUAUGAAUAUGGACACUGAAGUUAGAGCUGAACGGAAUGUAAAUGCCUAUUUUUAUUUAAGUCUCAAUGUUCUUUGUAGAUGUUCUUAUUCACCUGCUUGUACAAUUCUUACAACAAAUAAACUACAGAUAGUGAAGUUC